AUUGCAUCCUGGAGUGAUGAUAAAACCAUACAAAUCUGGGAAGAGAACUUCUCUGGCUUUUUCGUGUGUAAGGCUGUUUUGGAGGCAUCAUGUACUGUUAGAUCGUGUGCCUGGUCACGGGGAAGCAAAUUGUUGGCAGCAGCUUGCUCUGAUGUCACCACUGCCAUUUGGAAAAAUGUCGGUGUUCAUGCCUAUGAGCGUAUCUACACUUUAAAGGGUCAUGAGAAUGAAGUGAGAAGUGUUUCCUGGAAUAGGGACGGGCAAUUUCUUGCGACAUGUGGAGGUGAUAAGUCAAUUUGGAUAUGGGAAGUUUUGCCUGGAAAUGAGUUUGAUUGUACUUCAGUGUUACAAUGACACACAGAAGAUGUUAAGAUAGUUCAUUGGGAUGAAAGAUUUUUAUUCUCCGGUAGUAGUGAUAACACCAUUAAGGUGUGGAAAGAGGCAGAUUAUGAAAGUGGUGAUUGGCGUUGUAUUCAAACUUUGGGUGAGUCUGACAGAGAACAUACAUCUGCUGUGCUGUCUCUCUCUUUCAGUAAAGAAAGAAGAAGAAUGGUAUCUUGCAGUGAUGACCUUACCAUCAAGAUAUGGAAAAAUUGUGAUGAUGAUCAUUCUAUAGAACUUUGGUCGGAUGCUUGCACUCUAUCUGGAUAUCAUGACACAACAAUUUUCACAGUUGACUGGUUGAGGGAAUUACUCCGUUUUGUACCUUAUGAAGACAAGGACCCAGAAAUAUUUGCGAGUGCAGGAGCUGAUGACGCUAUACGUGUAUUUAUCGAGGAUACGGACAAUGAGGUUGAUGGGCUUACAUUUAAACUACUUCUGAAGAAGGAGAAGGCUCAUGAAACAAACGUAAAUUCUGUGAAAUGGCACUCUGGGGAUAAAAGGCUUUUGGCGUCGGCAAGUGAUGAUGGAACAGUGAAGAUUUGGGAAUUGGUUUGCCCCUGGGGGCCUGCUGGCCACAUAGCUUCAUAGUUGAUACUGGAAAAACAAUUUAUAUUGUUAUAGAAAUUUUGAGCAUGUUGAAACCUCAAA
Messenger RNA from Solanum tuberosum (potato), 1032 nucleotides. Its product is annotated as protein CIA1-like. The record is from RefSeq and is a predicted model, not a curated record. Lineage: Eukaryota; Viridiplantae; Streptophyta; Magnoliopsida; Solanales; Solanaceae. Gene Ontology annotation, molecular function: protein binding. Gene Ontology annotation, biological process: iron-sulfur cluster assembly. Gene Ontology annotation, cellular component: cytosolic [4Fe-4S] assembly targeting complex. The transcript has 10 exons. The coding region runs from base 550 to 972 and encodes 140 amino acids.